Molecule: messenger RNA, 2209 nt
Organism: Penaeus chinensis
Lineage: Eukaryota; Metazoa; Arthropoda; Malacostraca; Decapoda; Penaeidae
Gene: Hus1-like
Product: checkpoint protein HUS1-like
Exons: 6
Coding region: 73-933 (286 amino acids)
Biological process (GO): nucleotide-excision repair; meiotic DNA integrity checkpoint signaling; mitotic DNA replication checkpoint signaling
Cellular component (GO): site of double-strand break; checkpoint clamp complex; nucleolus
Source: RefSeq, a predicted model, not a curated record
UCCCUUAACCAACCUUAGGAACAAAACAACAACUCUGCUUAAAAAUUAUCUCCUUAUUUUACUAAUUUCAAGAUGAAGUUCAGAGGGAAAAUGACGGAUAUUAUAUGCAUUAAGCAGUUUACGAUCAUUGUAAACACUGUGGCAAGAUUAGCCAAAGUGUGCGUGCUGCGCAUCACUCCACAGAAGGUAUUCUUCAUCAUAAAUGAUGGAGGUGCUGUUGGCAGUAGCCCUGCCCUGUGGGCAGAAGUGGAUCAAGGCCAUUUCUUCAAUGAAUUCAACAUGGAGGGAGUUUCGGAGGAAAACAACGAGAUCUUCCUUGAGCUGCAGCCAGAUAAGUUAUCAAGAACUUUGAACUCCCUCAAGUCAUCCCAAUCUGCCCGUAGUGUGAAAAUCAAGUUAACCAGAAAACACAGUCCUUGUUUAACCUUGGAGGCUGAAUUGCCAUCACUCUCUGUACAUGCAAGGCUUGUGGUCCAUGAUGUGCCAGUGCAGCUGAUUCCUCGCCGUCAGUGGCACCUAUACCAUGAGCCAGAAAUGCCAGAGUUCCAAGCUUCCGUCUAUCUGCCUCCCCUCCGUCAGCUGAAGCACGUAAUAGAGCGAAUGAAAACACUGUCCCCUUAUGUAUCCUUAUCAGCAAAUAGAAGAGGGACGCUGGUGGUCGGAGUCACCACAGACACCGUCAAAGUUUCUACUCAUUUCAGGCAUUUACCUAUGCCUGUUUGGGAGGGUCAGGAGGACAACAGGGAGUCAGCACCAGAAGAGCUGCACUCUGCCACAGUGGAUAUCAAGAAGUUAGCACUGUUUCUGCACGGCGAACAGGGAGGUCCUUCUAAGGUUAUAUGUAAUAUUGUAGAAGACCGCACAAUCCACCUGUUCCUCAUAAACGACGAUGUAACACUCCAGUAUUUCCUGCCAGCUGCAACUAAUACGUGAUGUCUUUCAUUCCAUGCACAUGUGUACAUUAAAGCUAUAUUGUUUGGAUAGACUAUUUACUAGUCAGAUUUGUACAUAUUUUUCUACAAAGUUUAAGCACUUAGGUUAUCAUGAAUAGGAUGUAUUUUUUGCUUUUCCGUUUAAAGUUCAUGUGUUAAUGAACUUUCUAUGAUUUGUAUAUUGAUGUACAAUUACAAAUUAACACAUGAAAAGCAGUGUGUUUAUUUUCUGUAAAAUAUGGCAAAGUAUUUAUGAUGGAAGUAUUUUCAAUUCUUCCAAUUGAAAGCCAAGUCAUUAGACUGAAUGAUGACUGAGGGAUGAGUUCUAGCAUGACUGGAUGCUUGAGGUUAUCAUUGAAUACCCAAAGACACAUAAAGAGAAAACUGUGUGUCCUACAUUUGAAAGCUGCUCUGUAAUGAUUUAGCAAAGUUAAUGUUUAUCUUAGGUGCACUAAGUGUAUGUAUAUCUACAACACUUACUGUUAAAAGAAAAGAAAAAAAUCCUGAGUCUACUUUGUGAAGAUUUAAAAAGUAAUUUGUGGAAGAUAGUCCAAGAAGCACCUUUUGUACUAAACCACUCAUUUUAUCUCCAAGUUCAUUCAUUUGUAACCUUACACAUACAAUGCAAGGACAUAAUUUGAGCCACUUGAAAAUAUUAUGCAUAUACAUCCCCACACAUCUAACUCUGCACCAACCCCCACACAGAGUUUGUGAAAGUAACUUUUCAACAUUUUUAGCUUUUGCUAGAGGAUGACGACACCAGCAACAGGGAAAAUAUUCUUAAAAAAUGCAAACAUUUAUUAAUACUUUACAAUGGAUUACAGAAAGUGAGAAGACAUCAAUAACAUUAAGAAUUCAUGAAAGAUACAUCAUUUGGCAUUUGGGUGAUUUCUUUCUUUUCUAAUGGUGAUAACUUUGACACGGUUUUAAGUUUCUCAAAGUACUAUGCAGUAUAAUUAGCCUUUGUUUUGCAAAACAACAGCCUUCCUUUGUAGCAGAAACAUUAUGUAAUCAUGAUUAUUUCAUCAAAGAGCUUUUUUGAUCAUAUAUUUUAAUUCUUGCACUAAAUCUAAAUCAUACAUUUCAAGCCUUGAUUUUACACUUUGGUAACAACAUGUAUAGAUUUGUUAUUAACAUAAUGAAUCUAUAUUUCGAAUCACCUUUGUUUUUUUGUUUUGAGUUAACCCAUUCGCCCCGUAUGCCAAGAAUACGUGCCAUGCCCAUUGUAAUACAAGUUUAUUUAUUGUACUUAUACAUAGAUGGCUCUCCAAGUGCUG